AAGUUUGUUGAACUGUAGCAGAAAUCAUGUGGCUUGGUCUACAGUAGUAGACAUGUUUUUCUGCAUCUCUCUCCUUGUACUUUCUGUCCUCCCUUUGUGUGGGGCUUUGGGGAGUGGUAUUAUUGGAGGAAAUGAAGUGAAAGCGCACUCCCGACCUUACAUGGUGUCUGUUCAGAUUAAUAAAAAACACAAGUGUGGUGGUAUGCUUAUUCGAAAUGAUUAUGUGCUGACUGCAGCCCAUUGUGUAGAUGACAUUGAAUACUAUGGAAAAGACAAGUUGGAAGUGGUACUGGGAGCUCACAACAUCAGUAAAAAUGAGUCCCAACAGCAGAGAAUCCAAGUGCAGAAAUGUUUCAAGCAUCCCUGUUACAAGAGGAAAGAACGUCCUAAUGAUAUCAUGCUACUGAUGCUGAAGUCCAAAGCCAAGCUGAACAAAUUUGUACAGAUCAUUCAGCUUCCUAAGAAGAAUGAGAAACUUCCAGCCAAUCAGAUAUGUUCAAUAGCUGGCUGGGGCAGAACAAGUCAGAACAGUGCCGCAACAGAUGUCCUACGAGAGGUGAUGCUCAAAGUACAGUUUAACAUUGAGUGCAAAUAUAUAUGGAAGGACAGAUUUGACAGUGAUAGCAUGAUCUGCACUGCUGCUGAUGGGAAAAAAGGUUUUUGUCAGGGUGAUUCAGGGAGUCCUCUUAUCUGUGGCAGUAUAGCAGAAGGAAUCGCUGCAUAUACCUUCCGUGAAAACUGCGUAGACCGCAAACAUCCAGAGGUGUAUAUGAAAAUCCCUUACUUUACACCAUGGAUAAAACAAGUAAUACGCUAGAAAGUGAAGUAACCACAAUCAAAUAAAAUAUACAUUGCAUAUGAAAUAAGUGUCGUCCUCUCUA
Messenger RNA from Hemibagrus wyckioides, 881 nucleotides. RefSeq names its product granzyme B(G,H)-like. Gene Ontology annotation, molecular function: serine-type endopeptidase activity. The record is from RefSeq and is a predicted model, not a curated record. NCBI's taxonomy places the organism in Eukaryota, Metazoa, Chordata, Actinopteri, Siluriformes, Bagridae. Gene Ontology annotation, biological process: proteolysis. The transcript is spliced from 5 exons. The coding region runs from base 53 to 817 and encodes 254 amino acids.